AUGUCUUUUGACAGUCCGCGCAAUAAAAGAGCUGCUAAUUUAAGCUCUGGAUCAGGCAAAAUCAAAAAACUCUUCAUCAGAAUCUCAAAAAUACAGAAAACUACAAAGGAAACGCAGUCAGAUAGUCAGUAAUUCUUUAAGAGGCUCUAUUCCCUUGCUACCAGACGAUUUGUUUCCUAAUUUGCCUCAAAUUGUAAUUUUAAUUUUACAAAAAAUAUCAAUUAACACUUAAGAAGCAGGCGGCCAAACAAGCCGAAAAACGCAUCACUCAAAAAUCGCUUCCAUCCGUGGUAACUUCCAAAGCUUUGGCUGUAGCUGAAACUAGAAGGGCGAAAACUGUCUUUUUCUAUAAGGACGGGGACGAGUAUUUUACGGCAAGUU
Messenger RNA from Meloidogyne enterolobii, 381 nucleotides. The record is from the annotation of a GenBank genome assembly. NCBI's taxonomy places the organism in Eukaryota, Metazoa, Nematoda, Chromadorea, Rhabditida, Meloidogynidae.